This is a messenger RNA of Onychostoma macrolepis, 4840 nucleotides long. RefSeq names its product E3 ubiquitin-protein ligase TRIM39-like. The transcript is spliced from 7 exons. Gene Ontology annotation, molecular function: ubiquitin-protein transferase activity; zinc ion binding; protein binding. The coding region runs from base 2204 to 3883 and encodes 559 amino acids. Lineage: Eukaryota; Metazoa; Chordata; Actinopteri; Cypriniformes; Cyprinidae. The record is from RefSeq and is a predicted model, not a curated record. Gene Ontology annotation, biological process: protein ubiquitination.
AAAUAUAAGAGAGAUUGUCCUGAACAGGUUUCUGAUGGCAGUGGUCUGGUUUAGUAGGGUUUAUGUCAGACUGGAAUAAAUUGAACAGAAGCAGGUUUAAGCGUCAAAUACUCAGCUGCUUUAGGUGUUUACUGCACUGAAAUGGGAUCAGAAUGGCAUUAACAGUGUGUAAUUUGAUUGAACAAAGUUUGGUGUUUCUGUCAUUUUGUCACACGACAUAAAUACAAAAGAAACAGGAAGUAAAUAACUUGCAGACAAACUGAACACAAACGUUCAACAUUUUAUGCACACACACACACACACACACACACACACACACACACACAAUGUGUGUUAGCAGUGCUGUCAAACGAUUAAUCACAUCCAAAAUAAAAGUUUUUGUUUACAUAAUAUAUGUGUACGUUCUGUGUAUAUUUAAUGUAUAUAAAUAUACACACAUGCAUGUAUAUAUUUUGAAAAUAUUUACAUGCAUUUACAUGCAUAUAUGUAUAUUCAUAUACUUUAUAUUAUUUAUAAAUAUAUUUAAUAUAUAAACAACAUAUUUUUCUUAAAUAUGUACAUGCAUGUGUGUGUAUUUACAUAAUAAAUAUACACAGUAUACACAUAUUAUGUAAACAAAAACUAUUUUGAAAGCGAUUAAUUGUUUGACAGCACUAGUUUUUAAUGAUUAAUUUUACGGUUGAAUUGGGACAAUGCUACGAAUAAGUCAAACUUUAUUUUGUUUUUUAAAAUUAUAUGUUUAAAACAAAAAGAUUUGUCCCUCUCAGGAGAAUUACAACUUUCUCAAAUAUUUGUGUGCAUAUUAGGAAAUUCGAUUAUAAAGGACGGUUCUUCAUUUAUCUCAGUGUGAAUCAAUUUGUAAAAAAAAAAAACUGUUUAAACAAAAAAAAAAAAAAAAAAAAAUAGAAAACCAAUAAUAUCUUACUGUCCUUUCAAAGUAUUCAGUGUCCAGUGUAGCCACCUUCUUUUCAAUGACUUUCAUGAGCCGCCUAUCCAUACAAUUAGUCAAUGUCUUGAUUUGUUCUCGAUCAGUUGUAGCUGAUGCAGCCACCACAGACUCAGAGACGCUGUUCAAAGAGGUGUAUUGUUUUCCUUCACUGUAAAUCUCACGCUUGAGAAUGGCCCACGAGUUCUCAACUGGGUUCAAAUCACUUGAGGAAGAGGGCCAGGACAUUAUUCUGUCAUCUUUGAAGCCUUUUCUGGCAGUCGAUCAGUGGAAUACUUGGCUACAUGUGAUGGAGCUUUUGUCCUGCAUAAAGAUCAUGGUCUCUCUGGACGCUGCUGACUCCAUCAGUGAGCCAACCACAGGCCAGCGUCUGGUCCAUCAAGAGUUACUCUCAUUGCACCGGUCCAUAAAACCUUUGAAAAAUUGGUUUCCAUGUAUUUCUAGGCCCAAUCUAGACUCUUCAGCUUGUGAUUUUGUUUGUCAGCUUUCUUUACCUUAGCAAACUCUCUGGGAACCAAGCAUCUGGUACUUCUGGAGACUCCAGGGAGGUUGCAGUUCUGGAAAAUGGUGGCACUGGAGUGAAUUCUACGCAGAUAUUUUGCUGUCAAUCUGCGCCUUUUAUUCUCAACACAUUUUUUGCAACACUGCUGACUAUUGUUGACGAACCGAUUGAUUGUCUGAUGGUCAUGCUUUAUUAGUUUGUAAAUUUCCAGAGAACUGCGUUUUUCUGAUAGGCAUUUUACAAUUUUUGAUGUUUCAGCAUCAGUUAAGUCUCUCUCUUUUUUUGCCCAUUUUUACCCAUAACAAACAUCUGCCUAAUUAUGCACAUCUGAAUUUAAGUUUUUGCCACUUUAAGCCACACUUUCCCUCAUUAAUGUGGUUUGGAACUGGAAACAUGUUAUUGGGGAAAAAAUAUAUUAUCAGAAUAUCCACUUGCAUAAUAAUUAUGUACGCAAUAUAUAUGUAUAUACUGUAUAGUUGUUGUUGUUUUAUUGGGGGUAUAUCUGCUUUGUACUGUCUUUAAUCUAAACAGCAGGUCAUAGGUCAGAUUGUUCAGUGAGUUCAUGAGUCACUGUGUUUCAAAUGAAUGAUUGUGUUUCUCUCACUAUCAAUUCUUACAUGAGAUUUAACCAAUUUAAUAUAAAUAUUGAUUUAGUUGUCAUGAUCUAAUUUGGUUUUACGUCUAAAAAAGAGAAAAUAACUUUUACUGUAAAAUACAAUAUUUUUUCUUGAAAAGGUUUGAAGAGAUAAAGAACGAUGGCAGAAUCUUCACCAACAUCAACAAAAGCAAGAGAAAACAGGAGACGAAGUACUGAAAGUUUACCUCCAUUAAUGUCAUCCUCCAUUAGUUCACUGUCUGAGGAGAUUCAGUGCUCGAUAUGUCUGGAGGUGUUCACUGAUCCAGUCACGACUCCAUGUGGACACAACUUCUGCAAGAUCUGUCUGAAUAAGUGCUGGAACAACAGCCAGACCUGCAGCUGUCCAUACUGUAAAGAAACAUUCAAGCAAAGACCUGAUCUCAAGAUUAAUACCACACUCCGAGAGCUCGUAGAUCACUAUAAGAAGAAAAGUCCUGAGAAAACAGCUGAAGUUCUGUGUGACGUCUGUGAGGAAAGAAAGCAGAAAGCCCUGAAGUCGUGUCUGGUGUGUCAGAGCUCUUACUGUGAAACUCAUCUGGAGCCUCAUUUGAGAGUGACAGGUUUGAAGAAACACAAACUGAUGGAUCCUGUGAGUAAUCUGGAGGACUAUAUAUGUCAGAAACAUGAGAGACCUCUGGAUCUGUUCUGUAGAGAUGAUCAGACGUGUGUGUGUUCGAUCUGCUCUGUGACAGACCACAAGAACCACAACACUGUUCCUAUAGAAGAGGAGAGUGAAGAGAAGAAGACUGAACUGAUGAAGACACAGAAAGACGUGCAGCAGACGAUCCAGAACAGAAUCAAGAAGAUUCAAGACAUCAAACACUCAGCAGAAGUUAGAAAAAGAAACACAGAGAAGGAGAAAGCAGCCCGUGUCGAGCUCUUCACUGAUCUCAUCCGCUCCAUUGAGAGAUGUCAGACUGAACUGCUGGAGAUGAUGGAGGAGCAGCGGAAAGCAGCAGAGAAACAGGAGCAAGAGCUGAUUGAAGAGCUGGAGCAGGAGAUCACUGAGCUAAAGAUGAGAAACACUGAGCUGGAGCAGCUCUCACACACUGAAGAUCACCUCCACCUCCUACAGAUUCACUCAUCCCUGUGCAGCCCUAGAAACACCAGGAACUGGCCUGAGAUCAGUAUGAAGACUCAUGAGAGUCUGGAGACUCUGAGGAGAGCUCUGAACCAACUGAAGGACACUAUAGAUGACAAACUCACACAAACUGUCUCUACAGAGCUGAAGUGGAUGCAGCAGUAUGCAGUGGAUGUGACUCUGGAUCCUGAUACAGCUCAUCCUGAACUCAUUCUGUCUGAUGAUGGAAAACAAGUGAGACACGGAGACAUUAGACAGAAACUCCCAGACAAACCAGAGAGAUUUGAUACAUGUGUCUGUGUCUUGGGAAAGGAGGGAUUCUUCUCAGGGAGAUUUUAUUUUGAGGUGCAGGUGAAGGGAAAGACUGAUUGGGAUUUAGGAGUGGCCAGAGAAUCCAUUAACAGGAAGAGACAGAUCACAGCAAGCCCCAGUGAUGGAUGCUGGACUGUGAUUCUGAGGAAUGGAGAUGAAUAUAAAGCCUGUGAUGAUCCUCCUGUCUCUCUGUCUCUGAGAGUGAAGCUGCAGCGGGUCGGUGUGUUUGUGGAUUAUGAGGAGGGUCUGGUCUCCUUUUAUGAUGUGGAGUCCAGCUCUCAUAUCUACUCUUUCACUGCUCAGUCUUUCACUGAAAAACUCUAUCCAUUAUUUAGCCCAUGCUUUAAUGAUGGAGAUAAAAACUCAAGCCCACUGAUCAUCACACCUGUCAAUUAUAAUAAAUGAAUUUACUCAAUUAUCAAAUGCAAGAUUAAAAUAAUGAAUUUUAUAAAUACAAAUCUGGAAACAUUAUGUGCUGCUAUUUUUUAUCAUUUGUUUUUCAAUUUUUAAAAUCUAAAUUAUUUUAUUAUAUAUUUUUAAUGUAAAUAUAUAAUGCUUGUUCAGUAAAUGAUUAUUAUAAUUUUUUUUAACAUAAGUUUUUUGUUUACAGUCUUCCUUUAAUGGACAUUAAUAAAGACAAUAUUGCAAAAACAGUUUACUGUAAAGCUGUUAUAUUCCUGUUACACUCUAAAAAACGCUGGGUUCUUUUUUAACCCAGUUGCUGGGUUAUGCCUGCUGGGUCAUUAUGUUGGGUUAUUUUUCCAGUGUUGGGUAGUUUUGUGUGUAACCCAGCUGUUGGGUUAGUGGUUGGGUCAAUUUGACUGUAAUGUGAAAUUGUGUUGUGCUGUAAAUGAUUUUAUUUUACGCAACGCAACAUAGAGACGAGAUGUCAGUCAGCUAAAAGCGUCAGCAAUGGUCGUUUCGCAUGAUGGAAACGCCUUGCAUAACAUCAACUGAUUUUAUUCGUUAUAAUACUGCUUCUAAUUACUUUGGAUGAUAAAAUAUGUUCUCAAAACUCUGUACUAUUUAUUUAUGGACAGGUUAUGAAUUCAGUCUCGGCAUCUUUCAGCUACGAGUGAAAUGUGAGGCGGCGGUCUGAAGUUCGCAGGGGAAUAGUAGCCCAUCGCUGGCUCAGAUUUCAGCGAAAACCAGCACGAGAAUCGGCACUAUUUCGGUUAAAACUUAUAACAGACAACCGUUUAAUACACUUGAAUUAAAAUAGUAUUUUUAAAUGUUAUAUUUUUAUUUCUAAAAUGCUUGUUAAAGUAGUUUAAAUGUAUGCAAAGAAAACGGCAUAAUUCAAUUUGUCUUAUAUUUUUGUCAUUUGGUGUUUUCACUUAAUAAAUGUUCAAGUUUUGAUUA